Messenger RNA from Cyphomyrmex costatus, 1428 nucleotides. RefSeq lists its product as uncharacterized. The transcript is spliced from 5 exons. The record is from RefSeq and is a predicted model, not a curated record. Gene Ontology annotation, molecular function: nucleic acid binding; 3'-5'-DNA exonuclease activity. The coding region runs from base 1 to 1428 and encodes 475 amino acids. Gene Ontology annotation, cellular component: cytoplasm. Gene Ontology annotation, biological process: DNA catabolic process. Lineage: Eukaryota; Metazoa; Arthropoda; Insecta; Hymenoptera; Formicidae.
AUGGAUAUUGGUGGUGUAACAAACGAUUCGGAAAUAGGAAGAGAAGCUUCUGUUCCGGUUGAUUUGAUAGCAGGUUAUGAUGCUGGUUGGCAAAAACGUGGCACAGGUCAUUCUUACAAUAGCUUGUCUGGUCAUGGCACUCUCAUAGGGCAUUAUUCUGGAAAAAUAAUAUCCUAUGCUGUUCAGUGUACAACCUGUCGUAAGUGUAGUCUUGGUCAGAAUAAUAAAGAACAUGAUUGCAGAAAAAACUACAAGGGCUCUGCAAAAGCUAUGGAACCUGAUAUGGCAGUUGAACUCAUUCAUAAAAAUGUUUUAUUUAAGCAAGAGAACGUAAGAAUAACUGUUCUAAUUGGAGACGAUGAUUCUAGUACAAUUGCUGCUGUACGUAGAGCAGCCUCCUACGAAAUUUACAAAUGGUCUGAUUAUAACCAUACCCACAAGUCAAUGACGAGUGCGCUAUAUACGUUAAAACUAUCUCCAAAACACAUUGAAUACUUUUCACACUGUUUCUCUCAUGCUGUCAAGCAAAAUAAAGGAGAUGCUGCAAAAAUUGAAAAAGCUUUGCGAAGCGUUGUUCCGCACGCUUUUGGAGAUCACACACUUUGUGGAGAUUGGUGCGCAGGAAAAAGUAAUCCUAACGUAAGUUAUGUGCACAAAAAUUUACCGAACGGAAAACCAAUACAAAACACAGACUUACGUGUCUCAUUAACUAAAAUAUUUUCUCGUUAUGCUGAUAACGCUAAGAAAAUUGCAAAUUGUGGUUCAACGCAGGGCAAUGAAUCUGUAAACCAUAUGAUCGCUAGUAAGAACCCUAAAUCAAGACAUUAUAGUGCCUCAGAUUCUUUGAGUUUUCGUGUAGCUGCAGCUAAAAAGCGAAGAUUGCAAUUAAAAAAACUGCGGAAAUCCAAAAAUUCUAUUAACUCUCGCAAAGAAGGUGUGACCUACGAAAGUGGAGUUUCUUUAGAUGAUGUGUCUGCAGUGUUACCGAAACUGAUCCCAGAAAUAAAGGAUUAUACACUUGAAUGUUUAAAUAAAUUCAAAGUAGUUAUUUUUUAUUUGGAAACAACAGGUUUGUCCAAAAAUGAUGAAAUCUGCCAGAUUGCAGCAUGUACUGAAGAAAAUUCAUUCAACGCAUACAUUAUUCCGUCUAAAAAUAUAUCUAAAAAAGCGUAUGAGAUAACGGGUUUACAACUAAUAGCUGGCGAUUUAUAUUAUGGCGAUGAAAAAGUAGAAGCGUUUCCAGUUAAAAUCGCUUGUACAAAUUUCUUAACAUAUCUUCAGAGUUUUAAAUGUCCAAUAAUUCUGCUUGCACACAAUGCUUUUAGCUUUGACAUGCCAAGGAUAAUAAAUCUUGUAGCAGAUUUAGGAUUGAUUAAAGAAUUUAAAUCCAUAGUGUGUGGCUGCUCAGAUUCGUUACACCCCAGGUAG